GUCACGCCCUCCCACCCAGCAGUCUGUGCAGACCCGACCUGGCCACUUGUGCCUGGGCAGCCAGCUUCCUUUCCUCCUCAGGGCCCCUGGCAUGUGUGUGUUCUGCACAGCCAGAAACUCGCAGCUGUCCCAGCUGCAGACUUUCUGACUUGGCCUUUCCAGCUGAGAAUGCAGGCUGAUAAAUGCAGGACAAGUAGCAAAUACAUCAAAAAGGAGUUGGUGAUCGAGUCCCCCCUGAAAUGCAAGGAUGCAACUCAGGGAGAGGUGGAAGUGGAGAGCCCAGGGCCAGUCCUGGCAAAGCCAAAGUUGAUUGAGCCACUGGACUACGAAAAUGUCAUCGUCCAGAAGAAGACACAGAUCCUCAACGACUGUCUGCGGGAGAUGCUGCUCUUCCCCUACGACGAUUUCCAGACGGCCGUCCUGAGAAGGCAGGGUCGGUACGGCUGCUCCACGGUUCCUGCGAAUGCCCAGGAGGAAGCGCAGAGCUUGUUUGUCACCGAGUGCAUCAAAACUUAUAACUCUGACUGGCAUCUUGUCAACUAUAAAUAUGAAGAUUAUUCAGGAGAGUUUCGACAGCUUCCAAACAAAGUGGCCAAGUUGGAUAAACUUCCAGUUCAUGUCUAUGAAGUUGAUGAGGAGGUCGACAAAGAUGAGGAUGCUGCCUCCCUCGGUUCUCAGAAGGGUGGGAUCACCAAGCAUGGGUGGCUGUACAAAGGCAACAUGAACAGUGCCAUAAGUGUGACCAUGAGGUCAUUUAAAAGGCGGUUUUUCCACCUGAUUCAACUUGGUGAUGGAUCCUACAAUCUGAAUUUCUAUAAAGAUGAAAAGAUCUCCAAAGAGCCGAAAGGAUCAAUAUUUCUGGAUUCCUGUAUGGGUGUAGUCCAGAACAAUAAGGUGAGGCGUUUUGCUUUUGAACUCAAGAUGCAAGACAAAAGUAGUUAUCUUUUAGCAGCAGACAGUGAAGUCGAGAUGGAAGAGUGGAUCACAAUUCUAAACAAGAUCCUGCAACUCAACUUCGAAGCUGCAAUGCAAGAAAAGCGAAAUGGAGACUCUCAUGAUGACGAUGAACAAAGUAAACUGGAAGGUCCUGGCUCCGGUUUAGAUAGCUACCUGCCUGAACUUGCCAAGAGUGCCAGAGAAGCAGAAAUCAAACUGAAAAGUGAGAGCAGAGUUAAACUUUUUUACUUGGAUCCAGAUGCUCAGAAGCUUGACUUCUCAUCAGCUGAGCCUGAAGUGAAGCCAUUUGAAGAGAAAUUUGGAAAACGAAUCCUUGUCAAGUGCAAUGAUUUAUCCUUCAAUUUGCAAUGCUGUGUUGCUGAAAAUGAAGAAGGACCCACCACUAAUGUAGAGCCAUUCUUCGUGACUCUCUCCCUGUUUGACAUCAAAUACAACCGAAAGAUCUCUGCCGAUUUCCAUGUGGACCUGAACCACUACUCUGUGAGGCAGAUGCUGGCCAGCACUUCCCCCGUGCUGAUGAACGGUGGCGGCCGUAGCUCUCCUGCUCUUCAGGCCAUCCUCCAUGAAGCGGCCAUGCAGUUUCCAAAGCAGGGAAUUUUUUCCAUCACGUGUCCUCAUCCAGAUAUUUUUCUUGUGGCUAGAAUUGAAAAAGUCCUUCAGGGGAGCAUUACACAUGGUGCAGAGCCAUACAUGAAGAGUUCAGAUUCCUCUAAGGUUGCUCAGAAGGUGCUGAAGAAUGCAAAGCAAGCUUGCCAAAGACUGGGACAGUACAGAAUGCCCUUUGCUUGGGCUGCACGGACAUUGUUUAAGGAUGCAUCUGGAAACCUUGACAAAAAUGCCAGAUUUUCUGCUCUCUACAGACAAGACAGCAAUAAGCUAUCCAAUGACGACAUGCUCAAGCUACUCGCAGACUUUCGGAAACCUGAGAAGAUGGCUAAACUCCCAGUGAUUCUGGGCAAUCUGGACAUUACAAUCGAUAAUGUCUCCUCAGACUUCCCUAAUUAUGUCAACUCAUCAUAUAUUCCCAUGAAGCAAUUUGAAACCUGCAGUAAAUCUCCACUCACAUUUGAAGUGGAGGAGUUUGUGCCCUGCAUACCAAAACAUACUCAGCCUUAUACCAUCUACAACAAUCACCUCUAUGUGUAUCCCAAGUACUUGAAAUAUGACAGUCAGAAGUCUUUUGCCAAGGCCAGAAAUAUUGCAAUUUGCAUUGAAUUCAAAGAUUCAGAUGAAGAAGAUUCUCAGCCUCUGAAGUGCAUCUACGGAAGGCCUGGCGGUCCAGUGUUCACGAGAAGCGCCUUUGCUGCGGUGUUGCACCAUCACCAAAACCCAGAAUUUUAUGAUGAGAUUAAAAUAGAGUUGCCCACCCAGCUACACGAAAAGCAUCACUUGUUGUUCACAUUCUUCCAUGUCAGCUGCGAUAAUUCAAACAAAGGAAGCACAAAGAAGAAGGAUGUUGUUGAAACUCAAGUCGGCUACUCCUGGCUUCCUCUCCUGAAAGAUGGAAGAGUGGUGACGAAUGAGCAGCACGUUCCUGUCUCAGCUAAUCUCCCAGCUGGCUACCUCGGCUACCAAGAGCUUGGAAUGGGCAGGCAUUGUGGUCCAGAAAUUAAAUGGGUAGAUGGAAGCAAGCCACUACUGAAAGUUUCAACUCAUCUGGUUUCCACUGUGUAUACUCAGGAUCAGCAUUUACAUAAUUUUUUCCAGUACUGUCAGAAAACUGAAUCUGGAGCCCAAGCCUUGGGAAGUGAACUUGUAAAAUACCUUAAGAGCCUGCACGCGAUGGAAGGCCAUGUAAUGAUCGCCUUCUUGCCCACCAUCCUGAACCAGCUGUUCCGAGUCCUCACCAGAGCCACCCAGGAGGAAGUUGCCGUCAACGUAACACGGGUCAUUAUUCAUGUGGUUGCCCAGUGUCACGAGGAAGGAUUGGAGAGCCACUUGAGGUCAUAUGUGAAGUAUGCUUAUAAGGCUGAGCCAUAUGUUGCUUCUGAAUAUAAGACAGUGCAUGAAGAACUGGCCAAGUCCAUGACCACAAUUCUCAAGCCUUCUGCUGACUUCCUCACCAGCAACAAACUACUUAAGUACUCCUGGUUCUUCUUUGAUGUUCUGAUAAAAUCCAUGGCUCAGCAUCUGAUAGAGAACUCUAAAGUUAAGUUAUUACGAAACCAGAGAUUUCCUGCAUCCUAUCAUCACGCAGUGGAAACUGUGGUCAACAUGCUGAUGCCACACAUCACUCAGAAGUUUCGAGAUAACCCAGAGGCGUCUAAGAAUGCAAAUCACAGCCUAGCUGUGUUCAUCAAGAGAUGCUUCACUUUCAUGGACAGAGGCUUUGUCUUUAAGCAGAUUAACAACUACAUCAGCUGCUUUGCCCCUGGAGACCCAAAGACCCUCUUUGAAUACAAGUUUGAAUUUCUCCGUGUAGUGUGCAAUCAUGAACAUUAUAUUCCUUUGAACUUACCAAUGCCAUUCGGAAAAGGCAGGAUUCAAAGAUACCAAGAUCUCCAGCUUGACUACUCACUAACGGAUGAGUUCUGCAGAAACCACUUCUUGGUGGGCCUGCUCCUGAGGGAGGUGGGCACUGCCCUGCAGGAGUUCAGGGAGGUCCGACUGAUCGCCAUCAGCGUGCUCAAGAACUUGUUGAUAAAGCAUUCUUUUGAUGACAGAUACACUUCCAGGAGCCACCAAGCAAGGAUUGCCACUCUCUACCUGCCUCUGUUUGGAUUGCUGAUUGAACAUGUCCAGCGAAUCAAUGUGAGGGAUGUCUCACCCUUCCCUGUGAACCCUGGCAGUACCGUGAAGGAGGAGUCCCUCUCUUUGCAGGCUGUAAACCCCUUAGUGACGCCCCAGAAGUCUGCAAACACCCUGGAUACUAGCCUGCACAAAGACCUCUUUGGAGCCAUCUCCGGCAUUGCUUCUCCGUACACAGUUUCAACUCCAAACAUCAACAGUGUGAGAAAUGCCGAUUCGAGAGGAUCUCUCAUAAGUACAGAUUCAGGAAAUAGCCUUCCAGAAAGGAAUAGUGAAAAAAGCAAUUCUUUGGAUAAGAACCAGCAGAGUGGCACUUUGGGAAAUAAUUUGGUUCGCUGCGACAAACUGGACCAGUCUGAGAUUAAGAGCCUGCUGAUGUGUUUCCUCUACAUCUUAAAAAGCAUGUCUGACGAUGCAUUGUUUACAUACUGGAACAAGGCUUCAACCUCUGAACUGAUGGACUUUUUUACAAUAUCCGAAGUCUGCCUGCACCAGUUCCAGUACAUGGGGAAGCGAUACAUAGCCAGGAACCAGGAGGGGUUGGGACCCAUAGUUCAUGAUCGAAAAUCUCAAACACUGCCUGUUUCCCGUAACAGAACAGGAAUGAUGCAUGCCAGAUUACAGCAGCUGGGCAGCCUGGAUAACUCUCUCACUUUUAACCACAGCUACGGCCACUCAGAUGCAGACGUCCUUCACCAGUCCUUACUGGAAGCCAACAUCGCCACGGAGGUGUGCCUGACUGCCCUGGACACACUGUCUCUCUUUACACUGGCCUUUAAGAACCAGCUCCUGGCUGAUCACGGACAUAACCCUCUCAUGAAAAAAGUUUUUGAUGUCUAUCUGUGUUUUCUUCAAAAACACCAGUCCGAGACAGCUUUAAAAAGUGUCUUCACUGCCUUAAGGUCACUGAUUUAUAAGUUUCCCUCCACGUUCUAUGAAGGGAGGGCUGACAUGUGUGCUGCUCUGUGCUAUGAGACCCUCAAGUGCUGUAACUCCAAACUGAGCUCCAUCAGAACCGAGGCCUCGCAGCUGCUCUACUUCCUGAUGAGGAACAACUUUGAUUACACUGGGAAGAAGUCCUUCGUCCGGACGCAUCUGCAGGUCAUCAUUUCGGUCAGCCAGCUGAUAGCAGAUGUGGUCGGGAUUGGGGGGACGCGGUUCCAGCAGUCCUUGUCCAUCAUCAACAACUGCGCCAACAGUGACCGGCUUAUCAAGCAUACCAGCUUUUCCUCAGAUGUGAAGGACCUGACCAAGAGGAUACGCACAGUCCUGAUGGCCACGGCCCAGAUGAAGGAGCACGAGAACGACCCAGAAAUGUUGGUGGAUCUCCAGUACAGCCUGGCCAAGUCCUAUGCCAGCACCCCUGAGCUCAGGAAGACGUGGCUGGACAGCAUGGCCAGGAUCCACGUCAAGAAUGGGGACCUCUCUGAGGCAGCCAUGUGCUAUGUCCACGUCACAGCCCUGGUGGCAGAAUACCUCACACGGAAAGAAGCAGACAUAAGCCACCAGUGGGAGUCGCCCCACCUCCCCCACAGACUCAGCACCUGCCAGAGGAGGAGCCGGGGAGGCAUGUUUAGACAAGGAUGCACAGCCUUCAGGGUGAUCACGCCAAACAUCGAUGAGGAAGCCUCCAUGAUGGAAGACGUGGGCAUGCAGGACGUGCAUUUCAAUGAGGACGUGCUCAUGGAGCUCCUCGAGCAGUGUGCAGACGGACUCUGGAAGGCUGAGCGUUACGAGCUGAUCGCAGACAUCUAUAAGCUCAUCAUCCCCAUCUACGAGAAGCGAAGGGAUUUUGAGAGACUAGCCCAUCUGUAUGACACACUGCACCGUGCUUACAGCAAAGUGACCGAGGUCAUGCAGUCUGGCCGCAGGCUCCUGGGAACAUACUUCCGAGUGGCCUUCUUCGGACAGCAAUACCAGUUUACAGACAGUGAAACAGAUGUGGAGGGAUUUUUUGAAGAUGAAGAUGGAAAGGAGUAUAUUUACAAAGAACCUAAACUCACACCUUUGUCAGAAAUUUCUCAGAGACUUCUUAAACUUUACUCAGAAAAGUUUGGUUCUGAAAAUGUGAAAAUGAUACAGGAUUCUGGCAAGGUCAAUCCUAAGGACCUGGACUCCAAGUAUGCCUACAUCCAGGUGACUCAUGUGACCCCAUUCUUCGAUGAAAAAGAGUUGCAAGAGAGGAAAACAGAGUUUGAGAGAUCCCAUAACAUCCGCCGCUUCAUGUUUGAGAUGCCCUUCACUCAGACCGGGAAGCGACAGGGCGGGGUGGAGGAGCAGUGCAAACGGAGAACCAUCCUGACAGCAAUACACUGCUUCCCUUACGUGAAGAAGCGAAUCCCAGUCAUGUACCAGCACCACACCGACCUGAACCCCAUUGAAGUGGCCAUUGAUGAGAUGAGUAAGAAGGUGGCUGAACUCCGGCAGCUCUGCUCCUCGGCUGAAGUGGACAUGAUCAAGCUGCAGCUCAAACUCCAGGGCAGUGUGAGCGUUCAGGUCAAUGCCGGCCCACUAGCAUAUGCCCGGGCUUUCCUAGACGAUUCAAGCACAAAAAGAUAUGCUGACAACAAAGUCAAGUUGCUUAAAGAAGUUUUCAGGCAAUUUGUGGAGGCUUGCGGUCAGGCCUUAGUGGUCAAUGAACGUCUGAUUAAAGAAGACCAGCUCGAGUAUCAGGAGGAGAUGAAGGCCAACUACAGGGAAAUGGCAAAAGAGCUUUCCGAAAUCAUGCGUGAGCAGAUCUACCCCCUGGAGGAGAAGACGAACGUGCUCCCCAACUCCCUUCACAUCUUCAAUGCCAUCAGCGGGACUCCAACAAGCACGACGGUUCACGGGAUGACCAGCUCGUCCUCAGUUGUGUGACUUCACGUCACAGACCCCAUGCAGGGGAGCUUGCUUUCGCCAUGUGCAAACUCAGGAUGAUUUCCCAAGCCAAUCACUGGGCUCAUGCAAGACACAAGCACAACAGCGGGAAGACCGAGCGCAAGGAGGCGGCACGGGGAGCAGCAGGAGAGAAAGGAAGCACAGAACUAUGUCAUUUCUAAGAGGAGUCAUGAGAGGGCGCAUAGUUUUCUAAAUCUUACUGGCAAUAUUCACAGUUUUCAUGAUGUCUUAACAGAGGUGUGUGGUGGACUCUAAGACUGAAUUAAAUUUGAUUCUUCCUUACAGAGUAGUAUUAAAAUAAGUGACCUAGAGAGAGCAAGUGUUCUGGGAUGUACAUAGCAAGGGACAGUAGCACUGAAGUUGAGGCUGGGAGAGCCAUUUGCCUCGAAGCUAAGCUGGAAAAUCUUGAAAAUAUUUUUUUCCCCCUGUGGCACAUUCAGGUUGAAUACAAGAACUAUUUUUGUGACUAGUUUUUGAUGACCUAAGGGACUGACCAUUGUAAUUUUUGUACCAGUGAACCAGGAAGCUUAGUGCUUUUAUACUCAUGUACUUGCAUUUAAAGACGAUGGAAGAUUAAGAAACCACGUGAGCUUAAAACUAGUCAAGCAGUUUAGAACCAAAGGCCUGUAUUAAUAAACAACUAUGCUAAAACUUUUAAACUAGUGCAGUAUAUUGUUAUGUACAUACGGUUUGUUAAUACAGUCUCAGCACCUUGUACAUACAUGGAAUCCAUUUCUACAUUUUAAUACUCUUCACAUCAGCUUCUGCAUUAUGUUCAGUUGUGACCAGUUUGUGCUGUACUUAGUAGAAGCAGUACACUUGACUUUACUGUCUUGUUCUUGUAUAUAAGCAGACAUACACUAUGGAGAUGUACACAGUCUUUGUUGCUGUCUUAGGUUUAUAAACCGGGUUUAAAGUUCUGUCCUUUUGCCAAAGUGGUGGAGUAUGUAAUUGGUAAAUCAUAAAUCUGUGGUGAAGAGUGGUGUCAGUUAAAGCUUUCACCAUGUCCUAUUUUCUUUUGAGACAUUCACUUAGUAAUUUUAUAUUUGGGAAAAAUAAAGGUUUUUAAUUUUAUUUAACUAGAAUCUCUACCCUGCUGUAAUUAAAUAUUCUGUACCACAUCUGUAUUAAAAAUAACAUUGAUGCUUU
Messenger RNA from Erinaceus europaeus (western European hedgehog), 7734 nucleotides. It is a transcript of the gene DOCK9, whose product is annotated as dedicator of cytokinesis 9. Gene Ontology annotation, molecular function: guanyl-nucleotide exchange factor activity. Bases 169 to 6564 code for a protein of 2131 amino acids. The transcript is spliced from 55 exons. Lineage: Eukaryota; Metazoa; Chordata; Mammalia; Eulipotyphla; Erinaceidae. The record is from RefSeq and is a predicted model, not a curated record. Gene Ontology annotation, biological process: positive regulation of GTPase activity; small GTPase-mediated signal transduction.